AUGGCCGAGUACGACCUCACCCAAAAGCUUAUCCCCCAGCUGGACCGCCACUUGGCUAUUCCGCUGGUCAACUACCAUGUCGAGUCGGAGAUCUUUCCCCCCGCGCAGGUGACCAAGGCCCAGUAUGACCUCGUCAAGGGUACGAACAUGGUCGACUAUGUCAAGCAGAUGUUUGACCAGGCUGAGAGCGAGGGUGUCCAAGUCGAGGCUCAGGACUUUGACAAGCUCCGCGAGACCGCCACGACCAAGUACACUGCGCUGCAGGCUGCGGCUCAGCCGAUCAUGCGUGUCAUCGAGGACCCCGAGGCGGUGGCCAAGCUCAAGGGUGGCGUGGACAAGGAGAAGAACCUCGACCUCCUGCGGUCAGAGUACAACAUCUCGCUCGAGCAGAUCAACGCGCUCUACCACUUUGGCCAGUACCAGUACUCGCUCGGCGCGUACGGUGACGCCGCCAACCUCCUUUACCACUUCCUCAUCUUCUCGCCUUCGGUCGAGCUGAACAUGUCGGCUCACUGGGGUAACCUCGCAUCCAACAUCCUCAACGGCGAGUGGAACGCUGCUCUCCAGGAGGUCAAGGACCUGCGUGACCUUAUCGACAACCCGCACACUCCGGCGCAGGCCAAGCCCCUCGCCCAGCUGCAGGCGCGCACCUGGCUCCUCCACUGGUCGCUCUUUGUCUUCUUCAACCUCGGUGAGGGCCAGGGCUGCCAGGGCCUCCUCGAGAUGUUCCUCUCGCCUGCCUACCUCAACACCAUCCAGACUUCGUGCCCCCACCUCCUCCGCUACCUCGUCGCUGCGGCCAUUAUCUCGCGCCGCGCCCCUAAGCCCGCCGGCACCCGCGCUAACCGCGACCACGUCAAGGACCUGGUCCGCAUUGUCCAGAUGGAGGAGUACCAGUACUCGGACCCCGUGACUGCCUUCCUUAAGGACCUCUUUGUCGACUUUGACUUUGACCGGGCUCAGAACCGUCUCAAGGUCGCCGACCAGGUUGUUCGCUCGGACUUCUUCCUGUCCGGCUACGCCGACGACUUUGUCGAGAACGCGCGCUGGCUCGUGUCCGAGAUCUUCUGCCGCAUCCACCAGCGUAUCGACAUUAGCGAGCUGUCCAAGACGCUCAACCUGUCCAACGAGGAAGGUGAGAAGUGGAUUGUCAACCUCAUCCGUGACUCGCGCAUGGGCGUCGACGCCAAGAUCGACCUCAAGAGCAACAUGCUCCACAUCAGCCGGCCGCACACGACGCCGACUGCCACUCUCAUUGAGACGACGCGCGGGCUGGCGUUCCGGUCGCAGGCGAUCCAGUACGCGAUGGCAAACACGUCGUCCGAGCAGCGCUCGGGCGAGCGUGGUGAGCGCGGCGGACGCACUGGCGGCCGUGGACGUGGCGGAAGGACGGGUGGGCAGUCGCGUCCUGGGACAACUGAGAAGGCGCAGGAGGGUGAGGCUGCGGCCUAG
Cutaneotrichosporon cavernicola is the source of this 1452-nucleotide messenger RNA. RefSeq lists its product as uncharacterized. Gene Ontology annotation, biological process: translational initiation. The transcript has 4 exons. Bases 1 to 1452 code for a protein of 483 amino acids. Gene Ontology annotation, cellular component: cytoplasm; nucleus; eukaryotic translation initiation factor 3 complex. The record is from RefSeq and is a predicted model, not a curated record. Lineage: Eukaryota; Fungi; Basidiomycota; Tremellomycetes; Trichosporonales; Trichosporonaceae. Gene Ontology annotation, molecular function: translation initiation factor activity.